ACACACAGACUCACCAUGUACCAGACUAGAGAAGCCAUGUCAAAGAUAGAUGCACUGCACUGGGAUGAAGAAUCUACUCUCUAAUUUGUUGCCAGUUUUGGGUGAGUUUUUUUAAAGUGUUUUUUUACAACUAUGACAAAAUUAAAAGAUCAUGAAGUGGAGUGAAAAUAUGACAGAGUUGUCUAUUUUUUUUCAGCUCUAGCAGCUUGGUUCAUCGAGAUAAGUAAGUUGUCAAAUGUGGCCUGUGAUAUUGUGCCACGAUUACAGAGAGGUCUUUUUUUCUCCCUUUUUCAGAAGUGUGUAGACAUUUGCAAACCUUUUAAUCCCACAGCCUAAAAUUUCAUGCUUGUAUUUGUAGUGUGCGAUCAUAAAUUCUAAACUCCUAGUGUUUCAUAUCUUUCUUUAGGUGGAUCAACCUCUCUUCGACCAGUACUGACAGGUCCAGACUUGGCAUACCUCAGCUCCAGGGUGGCUUUCCGUUGUUCUGCUCCUGGCUCCUCUACUCCAAUCACCUAUGAGCUGCUGAAGGAUGAUAGUGUCCUGAUCGACACGGACACUGACUUUGAGGGGGGCCGACCUGCACCCUUUUUCUUAAAGGUCUCUGCUACAACAGAGGGGACAUAUUACUGUAGGGUGACAGCCGGAGCGAGCACAGGAGUCAGCAACAGCAUAAAGCUGAGCAUAGUCAGUGAGUAAAAGCGGCAAAGACAGAAAGUGUUCACUCUCAUCCCCUAACUCGAUCUCUUCCUAACUAUCUAUCACACCCUUAUUCCAGCUCCACCAUUAAACACCAGGAUCUUUUCUGACCCUUCCCCUCCUGUUGCAUAUGAGGGGUCACACAUCAUUCUGAGCUGCAAUGUAUCAAAGGGCUCCCACCUGUCCUACACCUGGUUUUUCAACAAGAAGGAGGUGACACCUUCCACCUCUCCCUUCCUCCACCUCACCGGGAACAGGCUUGUGUUGGAGAAUGUGACCCCAGAGCAUGCUGGGAGCUAUUACUGCGUGGCUUGGUCCCAAAUUCAUGACAUCAGGAGGUUUACAAGCAGCUCAGAUGUGCUGGUGACUGUAAAAGGUACGUGUUUAGAGGAGAGACAGAAAAGCCUGUAAUAGCAGAGUGUGAUGUUAUGGAAGAGGAUAAAGGGGGAAAAAAUGUCCAAAAAACAAUUGUAGAAGUCAGAAUUUGUAAAACUAUAGCUACUGAAGUACAAUUAAUCUAAGAGCCCCUGAGAGCUCAUUUAAACAACUCUCCUCUAAAACUUUGACUUUAUUCUCAUAAGUAGCCAAAUGACUUCUCGUUCGUCAUUACUUUAUUACAACUUUAUUCUCGCUAGUAAUUAGUGUAUUACGACUUUAUUCUUGUUGUAAUGACUUUUAUUACGACUUUAUUCUUGUUAGCAAUGAUUGUAUAACGACUUUAUUAUUGUUUUAAUGACUUUAUAACAACUUCAUUCAUGUUAUAAUGACUUUAUUACGACUUUAUUCUCGCUAGUAAUCACUUUAUUUCCACUUUAUUCUUAUUAGAAAUGACUUUAUUACAACUUUAUUCUUGUUAGUAAUGGUUGUAUUACAACUAUUCUCAUAAGUAAUGACUUGAUUAUGCCUUUAUUCUCAAAAGUAAUGAUUAUAUUACGCCUUCAUUCUCGUUAAUAAUGACUUAAUUACGACUUUAUACUCGUUAGUAAUGACUUUAUUAGGACCUCAUUCUCGUUGGGAGCCCAAUGACUUUACUUUCGUUAAUAAUGACUUUAUACUUGUUUGUCAUUAAUUGCAACUUUUUAUCUGGGAUAUAAUGAAACACUCAGAUAUUAACUGGCUGUUUUAAGCUACACAAAAAGGGCAGAUUGAGUUACAACACUAGUCUUUUAUUUACAAAUGUACCGUAAACUACUAGAUGGACUUUGGUUUGUUUUUGAUCCUUCCCUCUCUCUCUAUUCCUUCAUCAGUCCAUGUCUCAAAACCAAAGAUCUCCUUCUCCAUCCUUAAAAAUGGAGACACAUACCAAGGCAAUGUGACCUGCUGGUCAACGAGAGGAAGUCCACCUGUCAACUUCUCUCUGUUACUAGACGACAGGGAAGAGGGAUCUGUCACAGCGACUGAAUCCCUCGCUGCUUGGUUCCCUGCUGAAAUCAUACCAGGUCUGGACAUGGGCGUGGCUCGAUGUCGGGUGAAAACCGACAUACAGGAGUUGAUGAGUGAGCCUGUGACUCUGGAAGUGGGUAUGAAACACACAGAGACUUGUGAGAGACAUGGGUAUGUUUGUGAUGCAUGAUUUGAGCCCUGCCUUUAAAUUAAACUCUCUUCCUGUCAAGUUCCAGUUGGAGGGGAUGUGAAGCUGGAUAUUGAAUAUCUCUACAGAGCUGAUUUUCAGCUGGCUGCUGCUACACUGAGCUGUGACGUCAGCAGGGGAACUUUCCCACAAAUCUCCUGGCUCUUCAACGACUCUGUCCUUCCUUCCGAGGCACCACCAGAAGGCGCUCCUAUUAAACCCGGGCUGUCUAAUUAUGCCCUCGGUGACAACAGUCAAACCCUUGUGCUGACCAGGAUUGGCCCAGAGGAGUCUGGAUAUUACAACUGCAGGGCCAGGAACAGCUAUGAUGACUCUGGGCCCUGGGUGAAGAGUGAAGCUGUACUGGUCCGAGUCACAGGUGAACAGUUCAAGACCAGAAGUGGAGUAAUAUUAACAUUACUCCAUAUACAUAUACUACAUAUUACUCUGCAUUUAAACCUGAGGGCCUAAAUGAACCAGCUCCUGAUACAAGGCCACCAAGCACAGACUUGGCAGUUCUGGAUCGAGUUGCUUGGGAAAGACGGCAGAUUUUAAAAACAGUUUCAGAUUUGUGAGAAUUUGUCAAAUUGAAAAAGGGAGAUUUCCUCGAAAAAAGGAGGAUAGGUGAAGUGGUUUAGUAUCGAGACCAUAGACUGUAUAUAGAAUGGACGCCGUCGGACUACUCGCUGGGUGAAGCCACCCCGAGAACAGCACCCUCUGGUGACGGGCUGCAGUAUAGGUCAUAAAUCCCACCUCCACCAGCAAUCCUUAUGGAGCUGUGGACAAAGUUUAGAAAUUUAUUACACAGAAUAUGAUUUGAACUGAGCUAGACAAGUGUCGUUCUACUUUAGCCUGUGUUUAUGCCGGUGAAAAGCCGACUCAAACCUUUCUUCCAGUCGCUCUAUCGUAAGGGGGAACAAAAGAGGAGUUGGGUUAGGCCGAAAGCCUCUUUGUUAACAGCUACUUUGUUCCCCAAGGGCUUUUUAAACCAGCCUCAAGUGGACACUCAAGGAAUUGCAGUUUUCAGCACUUCUGCACUGGCUCAAUUUCUCUCCAUAGGUUAAGCCAAGCUAAGAGAAGCUAAACUCAGCAUAGCUUCAUGAAAAGGGGUAUUACUCUUCUACGAAAAAAAGAUCAAAAUGAAAAUGUGUUCGGAAAUGUUUGAGAAGUCAUGAGAAAGAUAUGUUUAUCUCCUUGCCUCUGAUGUUAAAAACACUUGUUUGUCUGUUCUCCUCCACAGAGGUUUUCAUGACCACCAUGGAGGCCCUUUCCAUCGGGUUCUGCUGCUUUGUUCUGCUGACCCUGGUCGUGGGUUUAACAUUAAUUUACUGGAUGUUGGACCAGGAUCAAGGUGUGUGCUCACGUGCAUGUAAGACAAAAUGUAUAAAUGUCAAAUGUCAAACUGCAUGUUCUUUGACUCAUUAUGUGGUCUAAUUUCUUUAACAGCUCGUGCCUGUAUUUCUAAAACAAAGUAAGUUACAACUUCAUGGACCUUCAGAAAGUUCUGUGUUCUGAAACUGAAGUCAACCUGCUGAACAACAGUGUGUUUAUCUCCUAGUGCUAGUUCUGAUGUACUUACGCUGUCAGAGCCCACAACCCAAUCAGAGGGUUCCCAGGCUGUUCCUGCAUCUGCAAACCGUGAUAUUCACCAUCAGGUAUAAAUAUUGGGAAUACUGCAGAUAGUCACAUAUAGACGAAGAGUCUAUACGAAGACUGAGAGCUGCUAUGGAGUCUGAUUUAGUCUAAACUUUAUCAAAAAGAGCAUGGGUUAAAUAUCUUUGAAUAGCAUCUGAUCACUACAUUUAUUUCUCUGUUUUCAGCUCAUGGAGAUCACCUUGUGACCCAUAAGGAACCUCCUCCGACCAUUUCCUCUUCAUCCUCUCUAUCUCCCAUCCGUCUGUUUUUGUUGGAUUGCACGUGUGCCAGUUUUCACUUUUCUUAGCUGCCAAGUUUGUUGUAAACCUGACCAUCAAUUAUGAAGAGUGAAAGCAUAUAUUUAAGGCAAGACAUACUGUCAUGUUUUUGGCAAAUAAAUAAUUCAAACUUUGA
Xyrichtys novacula (pearly razorfish) is the source of this 4315-nucleotide messenger RNA. The record is from the annotation of a GenBank genome assembly. NCBI's taxonomy places the organism in Eukaryota, Metazoa, Chordata, Actinopteri, Labriformes, Labridae.